AUGUGUGGUAUGCAAGGAGAUGGAGAAAACAACCGACAGCAGCCUUCCCUUCCAGGCCCAGAGCUAUAGCUCGUGGAAUGUGGCUAAGCAAGUUGGAAGCCGUUGCGACCAUUGAUAUCGUUUGCUUGUAUCGUUUUUCUUUACCUGUGCAUCAGUGUAUGUGUGUUUGUGUGUAACAGGAGCUGUGUCUGUGUGUGCGUAUGCAUGUGCCGAUCAGGUUUGUUGCACAGUGGGCCGCAUUCGGGCAACGCAACUUCCUUGCCAUGGUGUGGCACCCAAUCAGGUUACAGCUUGGUCUUUGUCCACUGUGGCAGCGAUUGGCAUCCACACUGGCAUUGGUAUUUUUGUGGUGUCUGCCGUUGGCUCGUACCCUCUCUCACCUGCACAUUCACGUCUGUGUGCCGUGCCGCCCGUUCACUUGUUAACUGGUUGUGCGAAUAGGUGGCAUCGGAUCGGUCCCCGGCGGCUAGAAUCAGCGGCUGAUGCGACGCGGACUACGCGCCCCGACCGAUAGUCGUAGUUGUCAUUCGGUCGUUGGUUGUUGAUGUUUUUCAAAAUAUACCAUAUCCAUGCAUUUACAACAUAUAAAAUAAUCAUCAUCCACAUCGUUCAUUUGACGCCUCAUCAACUCAACUGAACGGCCGCGGCGGCGUAGUUUCGUUUUGUUUGGUUAAUCUUCGUAUUAGCAUUGGAGUUGGAGACGUCUUCAUGCGGCAGCCUAAAAAUUGAUUUAACCCACAUUCAUUACCAAUUAGCGGAAUGUUUCGGUUGUUUUUUUUUUUGUGAUUUGAGAAUGGCCGCCAUGUAAAUGUCACAGGCCAGGCCAAGAGGCGGAAAGGAAAUUAAGAAACACCAAAAACAGAAUACAGCGAGAUAGAAAUCGUUGCAUCUUUGGUUUAUAUAGUGAAUCAUCCAAUCCAUCAUAUCUAUCAGUCCAUCCAUCCAUCCGUAUAAUCCACCUGCUCGUUUCGCUCAGGAUGUCUAGCGCAGCAGAGUCGGAUGCAAUCGUGGCGCCAUCUAGCGAGCGUUGAACCGCACUUGAAGCCAAUUUACAGGAAAUGCUGAAACACGCCUCCAAUGCGAGCAGUGCCCCUGCCUCCGCCUCCGCCACCGCUAUCGCUACCGCCACACUCCCCGCCUCUAUCAGCGCCCCACUGCCCGUGCCAGCGGUUGCAGUCGCUUUGCCGCUCAAUGGACAGCUGCUGCGCACCGCUUCAGUCUGUGCCAACAGUAGCACCAGCAGCAGUAGCAACAACAACAACGGGAAUGGGAAUGGAAACGGAAGUAGUGGAAGCGGCAACAACACACCCUCCGUUCCAGUAGGGGUAGCAGCAACAGCAGCGGCAGGAGGAACGGCAACAACCACCACCACAAAUGGCUCUGGGUCAGCGACAGCGGCUGCGGCAGUCGGGGCAGGUUCUCCAACACCCGCAGCAGCUGCCUUGGCGUUGGCCAGCACGGCACGCAACAUUCACCUGCGACCGCCCCAGCCACAACCCCUGAACAUAACCGCUCUGAACGCGUCCACCUGCAGCACACUCCUCAAUGGCGGUUGCCGCGUGGCAAAUGGAGCAUCCUCCAAUCUUCUUAACAUUGCAAUGCCAACUACGCCAACGCCACUGAAACCGCUGACACCGUUGACGCCGCUCACUCCCAAUGGACACUGCAACAGCAAUGGGAGCCUGCACCAUCACACCUACACGAACCAGCACAUGCUGGCAAGCAGCCACCAGCAGCAGCAACAGCAGCAGCAACAGACACUGCCCUUGCCGGCACAGCCGAAAUUGUCGCACUCCCUGAUGCAGCCACAAUCGCCGAUGUCGCAGUCGCAGCCGCAACAUCUCAGCCAACUGCAGCAGCACAAUUACAGCAACUGCAACAAUCUGACGGGGAAUCAUCCCCAGAUGCUCCAGAAACUGUCCAAGCCAGGACCAUCGCCUCGCGAAGCCCUCACCAGCCUGGGUCUGCUCUGCCUGAGUUCCCUGCUGCUGGCGUUGCUCUCGCUGAUCUUUCUGCUAAAGAUCUCGCCGAAUGGGCGCGACGAUGCCCUGUCCAGGGGCGUGAGCAGCGAGGAUUUCAUUAUUGUUUACGACGUGACACUGGCCCUGUGCGCUCUCUCACUCUCGCUGAAUCUCUGCUGCCUGCUCGUGUGCGCCAUCCAGUUCCUGUUUGCCGUCAAGCUGCGUUCGCCCGCCUUCGAGGGGCGCGACAACAAGUAUCUGGAGAAGUCGAGUGCCAGUCGCACGUGCGCUGUGAGCGGAUUCUUCAUCUCCAUACCGGUAUUCCUCACCGGCAUCAUCCUGUACACCUUCAAUCACUUUCACUCGACGCCCGCCAUCAUCACCAGCAUACUCAUUGGCGUGGGCAUCGUUUUUUGUGGCGGCGCCAUGGUCCACAAUGUGUUUGUGUGGCAGAAGGAGAAGACCAUUAGCUAUCGGAGCGCCCCGCUGCACGGUACUCUUGUGGGAUCCCUGCCACACAACAUGUCGCUGCUUUCAGCCGCCCAGUUGCCACUGCCCCUGCCCCUGCCACAUACCUUGUCACCAGUGCAGUUCCAUGCUGGCUCCCCGCCGCCACUGGUCCAGCCACAAAUGCAGGCCCUGUACCAGGGCCAACAUGCCUGCAUGCUGCAGCCCACCUCGGUGACGCCUGUCUCACCGAAUCACUCGCACGGCAGCUUCAAUCCCCUCCUCUGCAACAACAUCAUGGGCGGCGGAGGUACAAGUGGAGGCGGAGCCAUCAAUUCCUCAUUUCUUGUCCGACCGUCUACGGCAACGCCACCCACGCCAAAGCCCCUCGGCGGGGGAGCCGGAAGCUGUCUGGUGGGUCGCGAGGCCAGCGGGUCAGUCAGUCCGGGCAUCCCGCCCACGCUCGACAUGAGCAACAUCACAAUAUCGCUGCACGAGCUAUCCACGCUCGUCUAGACGGUCACAGCACACCCAAUCCACUCAAUCCACUGAUAUUAAUCACUGAUUUUAGACAUUAGCUAGCAGAUAAAAUCAUAGCCGUAGACGACCACGACCACCGUACAACGUUGGACACCCUUCUUGCCGAAAAAGAACAAUUGCUGUAUAUAUUUGUAAAUAUCUAUAUCUAUAUAGCCUUAAGUAUCGACAUAGAAGUAAAUUAGUUUUAGUUUUAAAUUCAAAUUUAACCCGCACAUUCUUUGGCUUAGUUCCUUUCUUGGGAGCAAGUGGGCGCCACACAGUAAAUUCAAGAUUUUGUAAA
This is a messenger RNA of Drosophila guanche, 3228 nucleotides long. RefSeq lists its product as uncharacterized. Lineage: Eukaryota; Metazoa; Arthropoda; Insecta; Diptera; Drosophilidae. The coding region runs from base 1059 to 2924 and encodes 621 amino acids. The record is from RefSeq and is a predicted model, not a curated record. The transcript has 3 exons.